CACCAUUCCAGAUUCAUUUCGCUCUCAGGCAAUACUACUCCGUGUGCUAGUAUUUCAGUAUACUUUGACCAUGGUAUAACCGUCCGUGUUCGGUUAAACCGCCUCUUUUUCGUCCUAUUAGGCCCUCCUUAUUGCCAGGAUGCAGUUCGACUGAGAACAUCUGGCCCAGAAACUCCCGCGCUACUAACAGACAUUCAAGAAGCAUUAAAAUUAGCUAUUGGCCUCAAGCAUCGCUAAACCGAUCUCUGACUGUGUCUGAUUCGGGACUAACGCGGCUUGUAUUCAGGAGUCAUGUCCUUCAACGCGAAAAAUCUCGCCUAUGAGAAUAAACAGCCCGCUUUUCUACAGAAACUUAGAAACCAGUACGGAGAUACGUCUGGUCGUCUUGAAAGGCCUGUUGCGCGACCUCGAUUAGCGAAGAAAGAUGAUGAGGACGAUGACGAGCCCACAUACGUUGAUGAAGAAAGCAAUGAGGUGAUAUCGAAGGAAGAAUAUGAGGCACUAUUGCGCGGUGACGAGAAACAACAGGAGUCAUCCGAACAACAGUCGGGUCACGAGUUUAAACAGGACACUGAAAAAGCCGACGUUGAGGGAGCGUCCUCAAAGCAGAAUUUGGCUGGAAUAGGAGGCCCAAAGAAGCGGAAACAGGCGAGAGUCAUCACAGCCGAUAAUGUUGAAGCUGAGAAUGGCACGCAGCAAGCGAGCACUGGGCCUCAGAAAGCAAAGCAGAAACAAAAGAAGAAGAAGAUCAAGCUAUCCUUCGAUGAAUGAGGCAAACAUGCUAUACUUAGUUCUUGAUAACACUUGUUAGAUAAUAAUAUCGUUGAUAG
Molecule: messenger RNA, 830 nt
Organism: Aspergillus novofumigatus IBT 16806
Lineage: Eukaryota; Fungi; Ascomycota; Eurotiomycetes; Eurotiales; Aspergillaceae
Product: DUF4604 domain-containing protein
Exons: 2
Coding region: 292-771 (159 amino acids)
Source: RefSeq, a predicted model, not a curated record